Messenger RNA from Sinocyclocheilus rhinocerous, 3245 nucleotides. RefSeq names its product EPH receptor A5. The transcript is spliced from 17 exons. The record is from RefSeq and is a predicted model, not a curated record. NCBI's taxonomy places the organism in Eukaryota, Metazoa, Chordata, Actinopteri, Cypriniformes, Cyprinidae. Gene Ontology annotation, cellular component: dendrite; plasma membrane. Gene Ontology annotation, molecular function: transmembrane-ephrin receptor activity; protein binding; ATP binding. Gene Ontology annotation, biological process: ephrin receptor signaling pathway; axon guidance; protein phosphorylation. Bases 173 to 3163 code for a protein of 996 amino acids.
GAGCGCUUCAACACUCGCCGCAACGCGCGCGCCGCCGCUCUCCGCUCAAAUGUGCUUUUCUUCCUGCGUACCUACGUUCCGCGCUCCUCGUGUCCUCCGUAACUCUCUCAGGAUCGUUUCGGUGCUGAUGUGAGUCCAGUACAUUCAUUCAUUUGACACAUUUCUUCAGUCGAUGAGUAUGCGUUCACAUUGGAGUUACAUCGCCUGGAUUUGCGUCUUCAGUCUCGGCGCGUUCAGGACUUUCUGCAUUCCCAGUAAUGAAGUGAACUUGCUGGACUCUCGCUCUGUAAUUGGUGACCUGGGGUGGGUCGCCUAUCCGAAGAAUGGGUGGGAAGAAAUCGGAGAGGUGGACGAAAACUAUGCGCCCAUCCACACGUACCAGGUGUGUAAGGUGAUGGAGCACAACCAGAACAACUGGUUGCAGACAAACUUUAUAUUAAACCAAGGUGCCCAGCGAGUGUUCGUGGAGCUCAAGUUCACUCUACGGGACUGCAACAGUCUCCCCGGAGGUCUGGGCACAUGCAAGGAGACGUUCAACGUCUACUGUUACGAAACCAAUGACGAGGAGAGGAGGAAUAUUCGGGAAAGCCAAUACACGAAGAUCGACACCAUCGCGGCCGACGAGAGCUUCACGGAGCUUGAUCUCGGAGACAGAGUCAUGAAGCUGAACACGGAAGUUCGGGAACUGGGUCCGUUGACCAAGAAAGGCUUCUACCUGGCUUUCCAAGACCUGGGCGCGUGUAUCGCGCUCGUGUCCGUCCGUGUCUUCUACAAAAAGUGUCCUUUUGUGGUCAGGAAUUUGGCCCUCUUCCCGGAUACUAUAACUGGGGCAGAUUCCUCCCAGCUUCUGGAGGUGUCAGGGACCUGCGUCAACAACUCGGUAGCUGAUGAACUUCCCAGAAUGCAUUGCAGCGCAGAGGGGGAGUGGCUGGUGCCCAUUGGGAAGUGCAUGUGCCAGGCGGGCCAUGAGGAAGUUAAUGGCUCCUGUCAAGUGUGCAAGCCGGGCUUUUACCGAUCAGCUCUUCAGACCAAAAGCUGCAGUAAAUGUCCUCCCAGAAGUUUCACCAAAGUGGAGGCCUCCACCUCCUGUCAGUGUGAGCAGGGAUACUACCGGACCGAAUCAGACCCUGCCAACAUGGCCUGCACAAAGGCACCUUCAGCCCCACGUAGCGCUAUUUCCAACGUGAACGAGACCAGCGUCUUCUUGGAGUGGAGCGCCCCGGAGGAGACAGGCGGUCGGAAAGAUGUUCGAUACAACAUUGUGUGCAGUAAGAUCAGCACAGAUUCAGGCCAGUACGAACCGUGUGGAAGUCACGUGCGAUAUCUGCCUCAGCGGACGGCUCUGAAAAACACCUCCGUCAUGGUCAUGGAUCUCCUGGCUCACACCAACUACACCUUUGAGGUGGAGGCUGUGAACGGGGUGUCGGAACUAACCGCCCCUUUACGCCAGUACGUCUCGCUCAAUGUCACCACCAACCAGGCCGCUCCGUCUCCUGUAACUGUGGUGAAGAAAGGCAAGACGGCAAAGAAUAGCAUCUCGGUGUCCUGGCAGGGACCCGACCGACCCAACGGCAUCAUCCUGGAGUAUGAGAUCAAGUAUUUUGAGAAGGAUCAGGAAACAAGCUACACCAUCAUAAAGUCAAAGGAGACGGAUGUUUUGCUGGAUGGCCUUAAACCUUCCUCAGCGUACAUCUUUCAAAUCAGAGCGCGCACCUCCGCGGGCUACGGAGGCUUCAGCCGCCGCUUUGAGUUUGAAACAAGCCCUUACUCAGUAGCGGCCUCCAGUGAUCAGGGUCAGGUGCCCAUCAUCGCUGUCACGGUCACUGUGGCCAUCAUCCUCGUCGCCUUGGUCACAGGUUUCCUGAUAAGUGGCAGACGUUGUGGCUACAGCAAAGCCAAGCAAGAUCCAGACGAGGAGAAGAUGCACUUCCACAAUGGACACAUCAAAUUCCCAGCGGUCCGCACGUAUAUCGAUCCUCACACCUACGAAGAUCCCAACCAGGCCGUCCACGAGUUCGCCAAGGAGAUUGAUGUGUCCUGUAUCACCAUUGAGCGGGUUAUUGGAGCCGGUGAGUUCGGUGAGGUGUGCAGCGGUUUGCUGCGGCUGCCAGGGAAGAGAGAGAUCCCAGUGGCCAUUAAAACUCUGAAAGCCGGUUACACCGAGAAGCAGAGGAGGGACUUCCUGGGCGAGGCCAGCAUCAUGGGCCAGUUCGACCAUCCCAACAUCAUCCACCUCAAGGGGGUCGUCACUAAGAGUAAACCAGUGAUGAUAAUAACAGAAUAUAUGGAGAAUGGAUCCCUGGACACCUUUUUGAAGAAGAACGACGGUCAGUUCACUGUCAUCCAGUUGGUCGGCAUGCUGCGUGGCAUUGCUUCUGGCAUGCGCUACCUCUCUGAGAUGGGCUAUGUGCACCGUGACCUGGCUGCCCGCAACAUCCUGGUCAACAGCAACCUGGUGUGUAAGGUGUCCGACUUCGGCUUGUCGAGAGUGCUGGAGGACGACCCAGAGGCGGCCUACACAACCCGCGGAGGAAAGAUUCCCAUCAGGUGGACGGCUCCAGAGGCCAUCGCCUACAGGAAGUUCACCUCAGCCAGUGACGUGUGGAGCUACGGCAUUGUGAUGUGGGAAGUGACGUCGUACGGCGAGAGACCAUACUGGGAGAUGAGCAAUCAAGACGUGAUAAAGGCGGUGGAGGAGAACUACAGGCUGCCGGGUCCCAUGGACUGUCCGACCGCCCUCUAUCAUCUCAUGAUGGACUGCUGGCAGAAAGACAGGAACAGCCGGCCCAAAUUCGAGGAGAUUGUCAGCUUACUGGACAAACUCAUCCGCAAUCCCAGCAGCCUCAAGGGUCUAGUUAACCCAUCAAACAGAGUGUCCAAUUUAUUAGUGGAGCAUGGGAGCCCUGAGGGCUGUGUAUUCAGAUCGGUGGAGGAAUGGUUAGAGGCCAUAAAAAUGGGUCGAUACACUGAGCUUUUCACGGAAAGUGGAUACACUUCUCUGGAUGUAGUCACUCAAAUGACCUUGGAAGAUCUUAGGAGGGUUGGAGUCACUUUGGCUGGCCAUCAGAAAAAGAUCCUCAACAGCAUUCAGGAGAUGCGAGUCCAAAUGAUGAACGCCACUAUGCCCAUCUUAGAGUGGCCUCAGAGGAACCUCCAACAGUAGCCUAGCACUUUCUACGGACACUUAUUUAUUGAACUGAACUAUUUAAUGAAAAAAAAAAAAAAAUUGACACUGAUGAAAAAAA